Molecule: messenger RNA, 3576 nt
Organism: Bombina bombina (fire-bellied toad)
Lineage: Eukaryota; Metazoa; Chordata; Amphibia; Anura; Bombinatoridae
Gene: FGF11
Product: fibroblast growth factor 11
Exons: 5
Coding region: 1996-2703 (235 amino acids)
Biological process (GO): positive regulation of protein phosphorylation; positive regulation of cell population proliferation; animal organ morphogenesis
Cellular component (GO): cytoplasm
Molecular function (GO): fibroblast growth factor receptor binding; growth factor activity
Source: RefSeq, a predicted model, not a curated record
AAAUAUAUAUAUAUAUAUAUAUAUAUAUAUAUAUAUAUAUAAAUGUGGGUUUUGUUCCUUAACGCUCUGUGUUUUUUACCCAUACCAGACUUUCUCCAUUUUCUGUCACCUACCUCUCUGACAAGGACACUGCAAUCGUUUCAUACUGUUCUGUAAAGCAGCAACUUUGUAUGGUUCAUGUUUAUAUAUACAUGCACACGUCUGCAUAUAACGGUCAGACUUUAAUGUAGAUCGCUUGAGUUUAUGCAUGUAAUAAUAUGUUAAUGCUAUAUGUAUCAGAACAGUAGGUUCAUUGUAUAGACCAAUGCUUAUUCUAACAGUUGCUAAUUAUAUGGAUGUUAUGGUAAGCAAUAAAGUAUAAAAUAGAACAGUGUGAGAGUAUGUUCAAUUAUUGAAAAACAUAACCCCCCUUUCCCAUACAUACCAUUUCUCUCUCUCUCUCUACUCGAUCUAUAUCUCCCAUCAGACAGUAUAAUCCUCUCCCCAUGUCUUAAGAGCCGACACACAGUUUAGAUUAAUCCAUCCUCACCUUACUCUGACCCAAGGACUGCUCUGCACAGGAAGGAGUUGGCAAAGCAUCUUUUGGCACUAGCUUGACUUUCCCCUGCUGUCCUUGUACGCAGCUAUACUGUGCCAAACUGGCUUGUGUCCCGUCCCAGAAAAAGCACUUUUAAUAAAUGUGUCAAUGAAAAAGAAAAAAAAAAGGUGCAUUGUGUAUAUGGGAGUAGCAAUGAGAGACUAUGUGCAGUGGUAAAGCUUUGUGUGUAUGGUGGCUCAUUGCAAGAAAAGAAGAUAAGUUGUUGGCACAAGUAGGCACAGAGAGGUAUGUGUGGGUACAUUUGUGUGUGUAAGUAAAGGUCUGGCAGCAGUCAGCCUAGGGAGAAAUCACAUUAUACCAGCUGAAGAUCAAGUUACCAACUUCAGUCUCCAGUGUGCUUUUAUAUGGGCAUAUAGGACGGGGGGGGGGGGAGAGACUUCUCACUACUUGAAUGCCUGACCUACUGCUGUGUGUGUAAGGUGUGUGAAGUCACUAUAGGAAUAGUUUAUUGAUAAGGUUUAUUGCUAAUAUGUUUAUUAUAAGCGUGUUUGGUACUGAUAUUCUAAUUUUUUUAAUUAAUUGUGCUGUUUAAUAAGCUGUGGCAUGCCAAAUACAAAAGUGGUGAUCUAUAGCAGCACAGGUCCCUAUAGAAUUGCAGUUAAAGAUGCAGUGGUAAAGCAAUGUGGUUGGGGGGAUCACUAGAAUAGCAGAGGUGGUAGAUGACAAAUAGAAAUGCAGCUACUGAACAGUUUGAAGCCUAUAAAGGAAUAACAGAGUUGGGUGUUAGUAACAUAAAAAGUAGAGGGUGGGCUCUAAUCAUUUGCAGUUGUAGUGUUUCUCUGUAACAAAUAAUUUGCAUUAAAGGCUGUAUAUACAAGGUUACUGUGUACUGCUUUACUAGACAAAUUUACCUUCUAACACCUAAAUAGUUACAUUCAUCUUCUGUCAGUUUAACAGGAGGGGGGAGCAGACAGUGUGAAGAGAGAGUAUAGGAAAAUAAAGAGGGAAUGAGGCAAAUUGAAAGGGGGAGGAGAGAGUGGAAAGUGACAGAGGGUGGAACACAGCAUAGAAUAAGGUACAAGUCAGACACGAGGGUGAGAGGAGUCCAGACUGCCGUAGAAGCAGAAAGAUAAACACAGAGAGAAAAGAUAGGUAAUAGAGCAUAGUGCAUGUGAAUGAAAAGAACUAAGAAAGGACAUGCGAAAAGGAGGAACAUAAGAUGAUGAAGAAUUGUAAGAAAGAAGAGUGAAUUGAAAUAGAGAGGGAAAGAUAGGAGCCAGAAUAGUGGAGCAAGGGAAAUUGGCAUAAAAGAGGGAGAGGGAAGAGACAGAAAGGAGGAGUGUAUAGACAGAAGAAAGCUGGAGAAAUAGUUGAAGGCUCAAUCUCUUCUCUGAAAGGUGGUCAUGUGUGAUUUUGGGGAACAUUAGAUUUGAGAGGAGGUUAAAUAAGACAGGGGGAUGGCUGCCCUUGCUAGCUCUUUAAUCCGACAAAAGCGGGAGGUGAGGGAUGCAGUUGGACCUCGCCCUGCACCUCCACAGAGAAAGGUCUGUCCCCGAGGGACCAAGUCACUUUGCCAGAAGCAGCUCCUCUUUCUGGUGUCCAAAGUCAGACUGUGUGGAAGCCAGAGGAAGACACUGGACAAGGAUCCUGAACCUCAGUUGAAAGGAAUCAUCACUCGUUUGCUCAGUAGAUUUGGGUAUUACCUACAGCUUUUGCCAGAUGGCACUAUCCAGGGCACUAAGGAGGAAGGAAACCCCCACACUCUAUUUAACGUGAUCCCUGUGGGACUCCGGGUUGUGGCCAUUCAGAGCUCUGCCAGUGGUCAGUACGUGGCCAUGAAUUCUGAAGGACACCUCUAUAAUUCUACUCACUUUACAGCAGAGUGUAGUUUCAAAGAGAGCGUCUUUGAGAAUUACUUUGUCACAUAUUCAUCCACAUUAUACCGUCAAAGGGGUUCAGGCAGGGCCUGGUACCUGGGCAUUAGCAAAGAUGGAAAAGCAAUGGAUGGCAACCGGGUAAAGAGACACCGGCCUGCUGGACAUUUCUUACCUAAACUCAGUGAAGUUGCUCUGUACAAGGAGCCGUCUCUCCAUGAUGUUGUCAAGCUGUCACCAAAGAGAAGAUUGGCUCCAAAACCCAGUGCCAGACUGAGAGGAGCCCGGUGAAAAGUGUAUAGGGAGAGACUGGGGCAGGAGAGGGAUAUGGGGAGUAAAAGAGGAAAGCAAAAAUGGAUGGAGUAAAAAAGGAAGCAGAUGUCAUGAUAUCACAAGACUGAAGGCAACAUAAAGAGAUUCAUUUAAGUGCUUACCAACUCACCACCUUCCCUCAACUGUCUUUGGAAUUAUCAGAAUGUAUAUAGUAACACACAGAACUCUGUUCUUCUAAGAGACCAAUGAGACUGUUACCACCAAGACUGCCACAAUGGUUACUGAGCUUGGCACCUCUACGACAGCUAUAGAGAUUCCUAGUUUUAACACAGGAUAUUCUACAACUCAGGAAGCCAAAUUUCCGUCUUCCAUUGUACAUAUAAUUUUAUAUAUACUAUAUAUGUAUAAAAUACAAAUACGUGUAACUAUGCAUCAGCAAAUAUAAAGACAAAUGCCCUACAUCUAUAUAUUAAUAUAUAGAGACACAAAUAAAGCAAUAUUAAUGCAUAUCCUAUGUAUAUAAUAAGAUAUGUGCUCAGAGGAUUAAAAUAUGUAUAUAUACGUAGAGAGUAAGAGAUUUGUAUACUCAGUAAUAUUAUAUAUAUAUAUAUUUAAUAGGAUAUUCAAAUGCAAAAAUGACAUGCUGUAAUUCAGACAUUGCUGACCCUAGCUUACUUUAUUUAACAGAGGUAAAUGUGCCAUUUGGUUGUCACAAGUAUUGUGGAGUUCAACCAGUGUAAGGUCAUGCUGCUGCCUCUUCUCUGACCAUAUCCUGUUUCUGAGCAGGACUUUAUCUACGGUGUACAGUGUAAUGUAAACAUUUUCUCAUCUUUAAUGUGUUCUUAAUGUUCCAUUUUACCUGUUGGAGUGUAUUAAAUUGUUUACAAAUAA